Molecule: messenger RNA, 7927 nt
Organism: Ostrea edulis (European flat oyster)
Lineage: Eukaryota; Metazoa; Mollusca; Bivalvia; Ostreida; Ostreidae
Exons: 37
Coding region: 153-5462 (1769 amino acids)
Biological process (GO): neuromuscular synaptic transmission; regulation of actin filament polymerization
Cellular component (GO): neuromuscular junction; recycling endosome
Molecular function (GO): protein binding
Source: RefSeq, a predicted model, not a curated record
GAUAUUUUGUUGACCUACUUUUUAACAUAUAUCGGCCAUGAUAAAGCGCCAAAGAUGUAGGAGUUGAAAUGUCAUCGUUCGGAUUUGAUUAAAGAAGCACACUGUGGACUAGAUUUACAGUAGGGCACAGGAAGCAUUAAAGAUUGCUGUUGAUGAUGCCACCAAACAAAAGUAAAAGACCAGUCAGGGAAGAAGGGGAAGAUGUGGAGAGAAAAAACAAGAGACCAAGACUUGAACAAGAGGAGGAAGAAAUGGAUAUUGGUGGAUUGAAAAGUCCUAUACCAUCCCAUAACAAGCCAGCUGAGCUAUUCCGUAAAGACCUGAUUAGUGCAAUGAAGCUGGCUGAUACAGAGCAGUUGGAUGCAGAGAACUACUUGUUGAUCGCGGAUCCAUGGCGACAGGAAUGGGAGAAAGGUGUUCAGGUUCCUGUUAAUGAAGACACCGUGAACGAGGCCGUUAUCACGGAAGUGAAGUCUCAAGACAGAACUGCCGGGGAUUUCAAAAUACCAAGGAAAUACCUCCAUAGUUUGAAAGAUGAAACAUACCAGCAAGGUGUUCACGAGAUGACAGGUAUGCAGCAGCUGGCUGACCAGGUGAUACGAUAUGAUCUGGAUGACCUAGAUGUAUGUUGGUUGAAUCAGGCCAAUGAGUUGAGAGAGGAGACAUCGGAAAUUCUUAUUGAUGAAUGGGUUAUGGAGCAGGUCGUCGAAGCUUUUGAAAGUCAGUGCCAUGAAGUUAUGCAGAUUAAGAUGAAGACAGAAGAAGGUCUUGGAAUUGAAUAUGAUGAAGAUAUUGUGUGCGCAGUUUGUGCUUCUCCUGAAAGUGAGGAGUGUAAUGAGAUGGUGUUUUGUGAUGGAUGUGACAUUUGUGUACACCAGGCUUGUUAUGGCAUCCAGAAGAUUCCAGAAGGAAGUUGGUUAUGUAGAACUUGUGCCUUGGGAAUCAAACCAACCUGUAUCCUCUGUCCAAAAUCUGGUGGUGCAAUGAAAAGUACAAGGAGUGGUACAAAAUGGGCACAUGUGAAUUGUGCACUGUGGAUCCCAGAGGUCAGCAUAGGCUGUGUUGAGAAAAUGGAACCUGUCACCAAAAUCUCCCAGAUUCCCGCCAGCCGUUGGUCACUGGUUUGUUGCCUUUGUAAGGAUCGGAGUGGUGCCUGUAUUCAAUGCUCUGUCAAGGCCUGCAAAACGGCAUUCCACGUCAGCUGUGCUUUUCAGAGUAACCUAGAGACCAAAACAAUCCUGACUGAUGACAUGGCUGAUGAUGGUGGGGUCAAACUUAAGGCCUACUGUCCGAGGCAUAGCAAGAAAGGAGAAAGAAGAGGCUCAGAGUCUGACUCAGAAUCCCCGCGGAAGAGUAUAGGAGGGUCGCCUAGGAAGGAGCUGUCAGACGAAGAAAUCGCCAAAAUGAGGGCAGAAAAAAUGCAGCAGCUGAAUGAAGAUUUCUUCACCUCUGUAAAUGUGGAGGAAAUUGCGUCACAUUUAAAUCUCGAUGAAAGUGCUGUUGAAAUGGUCUUUAUUUACUGGAAACUGAAGAGAAAGGCUCAGUUUGACGCCCCUCUGUUGACGCCUAAGAAAGAGGAAGAGGAACUGCUGGAGAAACAACAGGAGGACUCGCUGGUCGCCAGGAUGAAGAUGUUUGUUCAGCUCCGACAGGAUCUAGAGAGGGUGCGAAAUCUCUGCUACAUGGUGAGCAAGAGAGAAAAAAUGAAAAAGCAAUUCUACAAGGACCGUGAAGCAGUAUUUGUGGCCAUGAACAAGAUACUGACAAAUAGCAAACUGCAUCUGGGACAGAGAGAAGUGAACAGGAUUGUGGAGAUGUACCAUUUCAAUAGUAUCUAUGAUACUAAUGUUUUAGAAAAUGUUCAAAUUCCCCCUGAAAUAGGUGAAAAUGAAGAGGACAUUAAUGAGGAGGAGGAUUCGGUGAUGCAGGACCCUCCUCAGAAGCCAGCAAAACUUAAAUUGGAAUUUUCUACAGAUCCAGUUGAUUUGAAGAGUUUAAAACAUGUAAAUUCACCAGAGAAGUCCCUGAAAACUCCAACCAGGCGGAAAUGGUCAAUACACAAGAGAAGUAGAAGAGCAAGUGAGAUGUUACAGGAGUUGUCAGAUGAUGGGGAUACAGGACUGUCCGAUGUGGAGUCCUUGUGCAGUGAACCGAGACUGAAAGCUGAGCCCAGAUCUCUCAGAUCUCAGAAGUCUCCUGGAAGCUCGCUGUGCGGGGAGGAGGAUGCAGUGGAUUGUCACAAGAAAACUCAGUCUCAGAAAACACAAGAAAAAGACUAUGUGGAGGAUCUUAAAAUUUCACAAGUCAAGUUCAAACAGAGAUCGAGGAGAGAGUCGUUCACGAAGGCAGAAAGGGAAUUACGCAAGGCGACUAAGUCUGACUCAAGUGAGGAUUUGUGUGUUCCUGAUAUGCUUAUUAGUUCAAAGUCAAAUAUUGUGUCUGAGAAAGUGAAAGCUGAAGUGAAUGGCUAUCUGCAGAACGCAAAACUUGUUAUACCAGAUAAAAUAAAAUCUCGAAUCCAUCGAGGCUUGGUUAGGAACAGAGCACAAAUUGCAAACAUUGCAAGUGGCUAUGUUCAAACAUCCUUAGACACAUUCUUUAAUUCUACCCUAGGAAAAAAUUCUCCUCUCCUCCGAUCUCCUAACACAAGAUCACCCAACACAAGACCAUCCACACCGAAAUCACCUGUCUCGCGCGUCCUCAAUGAAAUCUCACCUUGCCGGACAAGGCAUGGAUCUAGUAAUAGCAUUUAUAGAUCUCAGUCAAACUCACCCAAAAGAACAAAAGCCAUUCCUGAAGGAAUCACAAAUUCUGUGGGGAAAAACAUAAUAGAUGUUUUACCCCGAGAGACCCGCAGUGUACGGCGGCGUAUUGAUAAUGUGUUUGAUGUAUUUGACAUGGAUUUCGGUCACAAGAGCAGUGGAGAAAACUCGCCUGGCAGCACAGAACAAAGUGUUCGACAGCCAAGAUCCAUGUCGCCAGCCUCUCUCAAUAGUGACCUUGUGGAUGUGGAAAACAUUUAUGAGUCGGAUAAUACUCUGAAGCGAAUUACCAGAAGUCAAGGUCUAGACUCUGCCGAGAAUUCCAGAGACUCCUUCACAAGUUCACGCAGUGGAAGACGGAUUUUAACGUCAAUAAUGCAACCACCGCCCCGAAAGGUAAAGUACACCACUGCACUCAAAAACAUCCACUCGGAGCAAGUGAGCAAGUUACAAAACAAGGUUCAGCAAGACUGCGAUUUGUUGGAUGAUAUCAGAAAUUUCAGCAGACAGAGGUCUAUAAUAGAGAAGGAAUAUGGACAGGCUCUUCUGAAGUUAACCUCAGGUUUAUUAAAGAGAGAAUUCCAAGCUACUCCAGAUCUUCAGAAUGAGGAUGGCGUAGAAUCCAAGACAGCUUUGGAGGUAUGGAGGCUUAUCUUGGAGGAGACAGAAAAAUUGGCCAAGGCUCGACUCCAGGCAGCUGAUAUUCUGAUGGAGGGAAUUGCUGAGCCAAUCAAACCCUACCGAAUGGUCAAACAACAAAUCCAGAAAAGGCUGAUGCCUCAAUUAAAUGUUCUACAAAAUGAAGUUGGACAAACAGUAUUAGAAAUGGCAAAAGCCCAGAAGGAAUACAGUGUGGAUGAAACUUUGGCUCACGAUGCUAGGAUCAAAGCAGGGGAGCUCACUCAAAAACUAGCCAAACGAUCCACAGGGAUUUUUCAGUCGAAGUCAAGUUUGCAAAAACAGUGUGCCAAGCUGACAACAAGACGAGAUGCAUACAAUGCCAAAUCUGUGGAGGCUCGUAAUGAUUACCUUCUCCACAUAGCGGCCGCGAACGCACACCAGUCACAUUAUUACAACAAGGAUCUUAUGAAGCUGAUGAGGGCUUUAGAUGGAGACAUGUACGAGCGAAUUCUGGAGUAUUUCCACACGAUGGGUAACGCUUUAUUGGACGUCAGCAGCAUGGAGAAAUCAGCGAGUGAAACCAUUGCAAAACAGGCAGAUAUGAUCUGUCGAGACUUCAAUCAUCAAGUUUUUAUGUAUCGUAACCCAGUCUUUACAGAACCAGUGCAAUAUGUAUUUCAGUCUUGCCAAAAUGAUGAGUGCAAUAAAUUAUCAAAAGAGCAUAAUGGUGGUCAUCAAUUAGACAAAGAAGCCAGAAAGUGGGCCACAAAGAUCGCCAAGGAAACACGCUCCUUACGACAGAACAAAACGGUUCUCCAGGGAAUUGAGACACAGUACCGGGGGGAUAAGGCUUCGGAUGGAAGCAACAAUUCAGAACUACAGGAGCUAGAAAUCAAGAUCGAAGAAUUGAGAGAGAUCAUACGCAAAUCAGAGAUAGGGAAGGCAAAAGCUGAGGCAAGAAUUGAGUUGUUAAGAAAAAAAGUGAAUGUGGAGGAGUGGCUGGCCAGUGCCCAGGCGGAGAGUCUAAGGGCUGAGGAGGAAGAGCAGUCCCUGAGGUCCAGCCAGGGCUCGGUCUUCACCGACAACUCUGUGAAAAGUGAUGAUAUGGAGCCAACGUAUACCAAUUACGACUAUGACGAUGACUUUAUUGACGACUCAUUUGAACCGAGGAGAGAGAAGAGCCUGGUAUCAUAUGAAAUGGACACCUAUAGCAAUUUUAAUUACACUAGUCACUACCCACAGUUGUGCAGAGCCAUCUACGAUUUCCAGGGCUCCAAUGUUGAUGAACUGAAUUUGCGGGAGAACGAGGAACUUGAGAUUAUUGCUGACGGUGAUGGUGAUGGAUGGCUGAGAGCCAGGAACUCGGAGGGUCUGAUUGGGAUGAUCCCCUCCAACUACAUAGAAAUUCUGGACUCCAGAGACUCUGUAUCAAGUGGUGGGCAUGUUGAAAUGUCAGCAAAUGGUAGCCAUUAUGACAGUGCCAGCUACAAUGACAGCACACAGGAAGUGAUGUCAUACUCAUCAGGCGACAUGGAGGUGCAGCAAACAACCAAUCAAAUGCCAGUGGAUAACAGCCUUUCAUUAGGAGAGGGUACCUGGGCCAGAGCAUUAUAUGACUAUGACGCGUGUUCUGGAGAGGAGCUGUCCUUCAUUACUGGCACGCUGAUCCGAAUCCUUCGCAAGGAUGAGAAUGGGGUUGAUGAUGGAUUCUGGGAAGGGGAGCUGAAUGGAAAGGUCGGGGUUUUUCCCUCGCUAUUGGUAGAAGAGAUGGGUCUCGAUGGGGAAAAUGAUAUGCUGUCUCCAGAUGAGCGCCACCCCCCUCCUGCUUUUGUACCUCCUCCCCCAGUGACCAUCACUGCUGCCACCCCUGAGUCAGAAGACCCUCCCUCUAUAAACUCAGAAUACAGCUUAGAGACCAAACUAUCCAACGGUGAUCAGAUUAUGAGAGUGCAUUUUCAAGAUAAAGCCAGGAAGAUUUACACCAUGUUGAAAUCAGGAAAAUCUCCUCACAGAUCACCUGAGGAAAUGUGUGUGUUCGAAGCGGAGUUCAGUGAAGAUGGAGAGGAGUCUCUUGUGUGAUAGAUAGGAAACCCCUAAUCAGUGUUAUACAUUCACAAUGUAUCAGUUGUAUUAGAAUUCAGUGUACAAAUCACAUCCAUACUUUGUCAUGAUUUUGAAGAUUGCAUGUAAAAAAGAUCGGUAUUUUGAUAAGAUGAUUUAAAGAUAAUCUUUUGGGAGGGUGUGUUCAUCUAAAACAUAUUCUUGUUUUCAUUGUACUCAAUAGUAUGUAUGUUAACCAUUAACAUUCUAGUUUUUAUCAUGUAUAUCUUUAAUUGUAUAUCGUAUCAGGUGAAAGGAAUUGAGUAUCGUAUAUGGACAUAUUAUUGUAUCGAAUUCUUACCUUGAAUGAUGUGAUCUGUUUUAUCAGGGGAAGGUAACUCAAUGGAGACUGAGUUAUUUACAACAACCAUGCAUGUUCAUUUUUAGGUCACCGUUUAUGCAAAUCUAAUAACUAUUGCUAAGAAAUCCAUGACAGAAUGGGGAUAAGUCUUGCCAUGUAAGGCCCAUAUCUCCAUCUCUACAUUAUAUAUCGCCCCCUCAGGAGCUGUAAUAUUAUGCAUGUUACCCUUUAUGCAAUGUUUUAUUAUAUGUAUAUAUUUGGUGUUGUGAGACAUUGAUGAAUUCUCUGAAAUUAUCCCAUGGAUUCCAUAUACAAGAUUGUCAUAUCCAUGUUUAGAAUAGUUACAUUCAGAGUUGUGGUUUUUGAUAUUGAUUUGUACAAGUGUUGUGCACAGUGAAACCACAGGUAAUUGUAUCACUUGUGUUCAACUGUACUAUUUAAGAGUACUCUUUAAUAGUAAAUUCGAUCCUGAGCUAUGUAAUUGCCUGUGAGUAAAACCUGCCUAUAUUAGCAUGCUUUGGGAGAUAGAUUUUACGUUGGAUUAGACAGUAUAUCGGAUUAGACAAUGGAGAGAACAUGGAAAAGAGACAAUUGGAAAUGAAAGAAGGGGUUGGAAUAUACAGUAAAAAGGAGUGCACAGGUGUCCGGUUAGGCAGGUUUAACUGUAUGUAGAAAUCUUGUGACUUUUAAAAGUAUUCAAAAUUUUAAGGAAUUUUUUUUCAGAAAUUCGAAGUUUUAUUGUAUGCUUUAAUAUGUGCGAUAUUGAUAGAUGUAGGAAAUCUGAAAUCAAAGAUUAUUCACUUAUAGAAGUCACUUGCACAUUUUUGAAAUGUUUAAUCCUCAGUUUCACCAAAAUCAUGAAAGAUAUUCAUUCCCCCACUUUGGUGUGCCAAAUGUUUGUACUGUAUUCUAAUUAACAUGAUGUUUUUAGUUGCUACACUGUGUCUGUUUAUUUUAAAACCUCUAGGAAACAAAGACAUGCAUCAUCAUGAUUUGUUUACCUUGUUAAAAGAAAUUUGUGUUAGCAUGAGUGGAAGGUGAGACCCUUCAUGUUUUACUUUGUUAUAAUGUGGAUUGUCUACCAUAGAGCUAUGUUGUCAAAAUCCAGAUCCCAGUCAUCUUUUUUCUGUGUCGGAUACCAGUCGACUUUUUUCUGUGCCAUAUUGUGACAGGACUUUUGAUUUGCGUUUCAAUGAACGUGCUAUCUGUAGGCCUUUCAACUUCACAGCGAUUUCAUUUUUAGGAAGGGACUGAAACUGCGCAUCACUUACUGGGGUCUUCACUGACUCGACGGACUUUAUUACCACUUUGUUAUUUGUUAGACAUUUAUUUGUAAUGUUUUGUUGGUUUACCUUGCAUUCCAGACAAUGGAACCUUGACUUUGGGUUUCAGAGCUGACCUACUUUCGAUUUUUCGUUUAUCAUACAUUCCAGAUUGGAAUUAUGUCCGAUAUUAAGUUGUUGGUUUUUUUUAAAAGUAAGUAGCAGACUUAUGGUGAAAACUUAUAUUUUCUAUUAUGUAUCCUGGGGAGUAUACCUUCAGUUUUUGAAGCAAAUAGCUGACCAUUGAUCUGAUAUUUCAAAUACACCUGAUCUGUUUAUUUUAAAAGAUAGAUAUAUACAUGUAUAGAAAAUAUAUGUGUACGAAUUAUAUACAAGUGCUAUGUUCUUAGAUUACAAUUUACUUCGAUGUGCUUUUACGACAGUGCAUUCCAUGUACAUGUACAGUGAUAUACUAACUGCAUUCCUGUUUUUUUUAAUGAAGAGAUAAAAAUCAUAAAUAGAUAAAUAACAUAUAUCCAGAACAGGCAGUCUCUGACAUUCCUCCAGAACAUUUAAUUUCUGUAAUCGAGAACUUUAUUUUACAUUCGCGCAUAAAAAUGAAGACUUGUGUUUUUAACAAGAGGAUGUGAGUGGAAUUUGUGGAUUUUUACAUUUUUGAGUUGUUGUUUUAAAUCGUUUUAGACAGUGCUGACAAAGUUGAUGUAUUAUCUAGUCAAAGUUGUAUUGAGGAACAUGUUGUCAUUAACAAGCUCUGUAUAAAGUUAAACAGACUCGUAUCACAUACCCAAGGUCACAAACUUUGUCAUUUAUCUCGUAUUUAGACAGUCAAUUAUGUUGAAAUAAAUUGUUAAACAUGAGAA